AUGUCGGAAACCUUCGAGUUUCAGGCUGAGAUCUCUCAGCUUCUCUCCCUCAUCAUCAACACCGUCUACUCCAACAAGGAGAUCUUCCUCCGAGAGUUGGUUUCCAACGCGUCAGAUGCUCUCGACAAGAUCCGAUAUGAGGCCUUGUCCGACCCCAGCAAGCUGGAGUCUAACAAGGACCUCCGCAUCGACAUUAUUCCCGACAAGGAAAACAAGACCUUGACUAUCCGUGAUACGGGUAUCGGUAUGACCAAGGCUGACCUUGUCAACAACCUUGGUACCAUCGCCCGCUCGGGUACCAAGCAGUUCAUGGAGGCGUUGACCGCUGGUGCCGAUGUUUCCAUGAUUGGUCAGUUUGGUGUCGGUUUCUACUCCGCAUACCUUGUUGCCGACCGAGUCACAUUCAUCUCCAAGCACAACGAUGACGAGCAGUACAUCUGGGAGUCGUCUGCCGGUGGCACCUUCAGCGUUAAGCCUGACACCGAGGGUGAGCCCCUUGGUCGUGGCUCCAAGUUGAUCCUUCACCUGAAGGAUGAGCAGACCGAGUACCUCAACGAGAGCAAGAUCAAGGAGGUCAUCAAGAAGCACUCGGAGUUCAUCUCCUACCCCAUCUACCUCCACGUCAAGAAGGAGACCGAGAAGGAAGUCCCCGAUGAGGAUGCUGAGGUUGAGGAGGUCGAGGAGGGCGAGGACAAGAAACCCAAGAUCGAGGAAGUCGACGAUGACGACGAAGAGAAAGAAAAGAAGAAGAAGACCAAGAAGGUCAAGGAGACUUCCAUCGAGGAGGAAGAGCUCAACAAGCAGAAGCCCAUCUGGACUCGCAACCCCCAGGACAUCACCCAAGAGGAGUAUGCUGCCUUCUACAAGUCUCUUUCCAAUGACUGGGAGGAUCACCUUGGCGUCAAGCACUUCUCUGUUGAGGGUCAGCUCGAGUUCCGAGCCAUCCUCUUUGUUCCUAAGCGUGCUCCGUUCGAUCUCUUCGAGACCAAGAAGACCAAGAACAACAUCAAGCUCUAUGUCCGCCGUGUCUUCAUCACUGACGACGCCACUGACCUCAUCCCUGAGUGGCUUAGCUUCAUCAAGGGUGUCGUUGACUCUGAGGACCUGCCUUUGAACUUGUCUCGUGAGACUCUCCAGCAAAACAAGAUCAUGAAGGUCAUCAAGAAGAACAUUGUCAAGAAGGCUCUCGAGCUGUUCAACGAGAUUGCCGAGGACAAGGAGCAAUUCGACAAGUUCUACAGCGCUUUCUCUAAGAACUUGAAGCUCGGUAUCCACGAGGACUCCCAGAACCGACAGAUCUUGGCUAAGCUUCUGCGAUUCAACUCUACCAAGUCCGGCGAUGAGCAGACUUCGCUUUCCGACUAUGUCACCCGCAUGGCCGAACACCAGAAGAACAUUUACUACAUCACUGGCGAGUCCAUCAAGGCCGUUUCUAAGUCUCCCUUCUUGGAUGCUCUCAAGGAGAAGAACUUCGAAGUUCUCUUCCUGGUCGACCCCAUUGACGAGUAUGCCAUGACUCAGUUGAAGGAGUUUGAAGGCAAGAAACUCGUUGACAUCACCAAGGACUUCGAUCUCGAGGAGACCGAAGAGGAGAAGAAGGCUCGCGAGGCUGAGGAGAAGGAGUACGAGAGUCUUGCCAAGUCAUUGAAGAAUGUUCUCGGCGACAAGGUCGAGAAGGUUGUCGUCUCUCACAAGCUGGUUGGCUCUCCUUGCGCCAUCCGAACCGGCCAAUUCGGUUGGUCUGCCAACAUGGAGCGUAUCAUGAAGGCCCAGGCUCUCCGUGACACCUCCAUGAGCAGCUACAUGAGCUCCAAGAAGACUUUUGAGAUCUCCCCCAAGUCUCCUAUUAUCAAGGAGCUGAAGAAGAAGGUCGAGGCCGAUGGUGAGAACGACAAGACCGUGAAGUCCAUCGUCCAGCUUUUGUUCGAGACCUCCCUCCUUGUCUCUGGCUUCACCAUUGAGGAGCCCGCUGGCUUCGCUGAGCGCAUCCACAAGCUAGUGUCUCUCGGCUUGAACCUUGACGAGGAACCUGAGGUUGAGGAGGUGCCAGCUACCGCUGAGACCGCUGCUGCUGAGACCGGCGACAGCGCGAUGGAGGAGGUCGACUAA
Molecule: messenger RNA, 2109 nt
Organism: Annulohypoxylon truncatum
Lineage: Eukaryota; Fungi; Ascomycota; Sordariomycetes; Xylariales; Hypoxylaceae
Product: heat shock protein 90
Exons: 2
Coding region: 1-2109 (702 amino acids)
Biological process (GO): protein folding; cellular response to heat; protein stabilization
Cellular component (GO): perinuclear region of cytoplasm; cytosol; protein-containing complex
Molecular function (GO): ATP binding; ATP-dependent protein folding chaperone; ATP hydrolysis activity
Source: RefSeq, a predicted model, not a curated record